Messenger RNA from Xylaria bambusicola, 650 nucleotides. RefSeq lists its product as uncharacterized. The transcript has a single exon. The record is from RefSeq and is a predicted model, not a curated record. Bases 288 to 581 code for a protein of 97 amino acids. Lineage: Eukaryota; Fungi; Ascomycota; Sordariomycetes; Xylariales; Xylariaceae.
AAAUUGUUAAUAUCUUUAAAUAGCCAUGCGAGAGGCUACCUCAACGGUUAGAGAAUAAAACUCUAGCCGCUAGGUCUACUACACAGAUAACACCAAUAACGUCUUGGAAGCUUCCACCUACCAGUUCAUUUUCCUACCUUGCCACUUAAAUAUUUCUUCAAUUCUCUCUUAAGAUUGCCUCGUAGCUUCUUCACAUAUAUCUAAAAAGCUCACAAUUCAAUGCUUUCAACAUCAAGAUAUAUAAAGUUAACUCUCUGACUCUAUCAUUCCAGAAUCACUGACCCACUAUGGCAUUUCCUACAUUUCCAGAUUCAUGGAGUGCCCCAACAACGUGUUUUGACCCAACAGAUGUCUACGCCGUGAUAGUUUCUCAUGACAUUAUAGACAGAGACACUUCUUAUUGGGAAUAUUAUUAUGGUGUGCCAGCGACCACUCCCACAGGAGAUUGCUUACCGCCGUCAUAUGGGACGUCUGCCCCUUACUUUGGGCACACUUGCCCGCCAGGGUACAGAAAUGCAGGUGCUUUCAGGACAACACUCUAUAGCCAACACGCGUCAGUGACUGUCUGCUGCCCUGGGUAGGUAAUCGCCUCCUUAUAACACAGGGUUUCUUUCUAAUUUUAUGAAAGUUCUGAAUCUAGGUUUACGCUG